ACCUUUGAGUUUCUCGAGGCCUUUUAUAUUUUAUUUUUUAAGUUUUAAUUUUACUGCGAAAUAGUGUUUACUGUCUUCGUCUUCUUCUUCAGCCGCCGUCGCCUGAUUCCACCAUCGAAGGCGACGGAAGUAGAGUUUAGGGUUUAUCCAACGAAGCUCCUUUUGAUUGUUAUCGAUUCCGUUUCUAUUCGUUGAUCUUCCAUUUUCGCAUCGCAUUUUAUUUUCUACAUCUGAAGAUGGGAAGCAGUCCAGCUCCGUUUGCCGAUAUUGGCAAGAAAGCCAAAGAUCUCCUGAACAAGGACUACAUUUUUGACCACAAGUUUACUCUGACAAUGCUGAGUGCUACAGGAACGGAAUUUGUGGCUACUGGUUUGAAGAAGGAUGAUUUCUUUUUUGGCGAUAUAAGCACACUAUAUAAAGGUCAAAACACCAUUGUUGAUCUGAAAAUCGAUAGCCACUCAAGUGUGUCUACGAAAGUAACUGUCAAAAAUCUCAUGCCAUCUGCUAAAGCUGUUAUUAGCUUCAAAAUACCUGAUCACAAGUCGGGCAAGCUGGAUGUGCAAUAUGUUCAUCCUCAUGCAACGCUUAAUUCCAGUAUUGGCCUCAACCCAACUCCUCUGCUAGAUCUAUCAGCGACUAUUGGAAGCAAGAAUGUAUACCUUGGUGGUGAAGUCAGUUUCGACACAGCUUCGUCAUCACUAACCAAGUACAAUGCAGGGAUCAGUUUCAACAACCAAGACGUCUCUGCUGCACUCAUACUGGAGGAUAAAGGGGAGAGUCUCAGAGCUACUUACGUCCACACAGUGAACCAAACCACAUCCUUUGGUGCAGAACUGAUUCGUCGCUUCUCCAACUAUAACAAUAGCUUCACCGUCGGAAGCUCCCACUCUUUGGAUCCAUGCACAGUGGUUAAGACCCGAUUCUCUGACAACGGGAAAGCAGGGAUGGUGGUCCAGAGAGAAUGGAGACCGAAGUCGCUCAUCACUUUCUCAGCUGAGUAUGACUCCAAGGCUGUGACCUCUUCACCUAGGCUUGGUCUCGCCCUUGCCCUCAAACCAUAAAACAAAAAAGAGAGCUCUUAUCAGUUUGUGGAACACAAAUUAAACAAUUCAAUUUUUUUCCCAAAGUGCUAAAAAAUCGCCCCCAAACAGAAGGUUUGUAGGGUUAUUAAAUCACAUUUGCAUUAAUAUUUGUUUUUCAUUGUGAUGUGAAAGAAAAGGGAGUGAGCAAAACCCGAUUUUUGAGAUGAAACUUGUUCAUGUUUCUUUUAGACUUUGGUUUCAUUUGAUUUGA
This is a messenger RNA of Capsella rubella, 1293 nucleotides long. RefSeq names its product mitochondrial outer membrane protein porin 4. The coding region runs from base 237 to 1061 and encodes 274 amino acids. The transcript is spliced from 7 exons. Gene Ontology annotation, molecular function: voltage-gated monoatomic anion channel activity. NCBI's taxonomy places the organism in Eukaryota, Viridiplantae, Streptophyta, Magnoliopsida, Brassicales, Brassicaceae. The record is from RefSeq and is a predicted model, not a curated record. Gene Ontology annotation, biological process: monoatomic anion transmembrane transport. Gene Ontology annotation, cellular component: mitochondrial outer membrane.